CGGAGCGGAGUGACAGGGUUUGUGAAGAUGACCGGGGGAGUUUCUUGCAGAGAGCAACUGCAAUGAAAUGCUUCACAUCCCCUAGCACACAGGCAGCCCUGACUCGAGUCGGCUCUUGGGGGAAGAGACACACUCCAAGCCUGGAGCCCAGAAUGCUUUAUUCGAAUGAAUCUUUGCAAUGUGGAGAGUCAGCUCGCCUUCUGUCUAACCUAUUUUCUACAGAGCAUUGGCUGAAGGAUGCUGCUUGUGUUUUGCUCUAAGGUCACAGCUUGAAGUCCUUUUACCUUGCUUUCUGCCAGCAGUGGCUUAUUUUGGUGGACUGCUCUUGCUUUCCAUUACUCAAAUGUCCAAUUUGGAAUAGGUAUUAUGCACCAAAAGGCAGUAGGUAACGCAUCCUAUGAGGUGUCUUAGAGUUAUCUGACUACCCACUGUCAAGCAAAAACUCUUCUGAUGGUACCUAAUCACCACUGAACACAACAUGAAAAUGUGGUUCUUGAUCAGUCACCUCCUUACUACAUGUUUCAUUUUCUGCCUAGCAGUGCCAUCCAAACGGCAGGGAUUUUCAACUUAUUCAUUCCAUGUUUCAGAAGAAGGAAAGGGAUAUGGCCCAAUCUUUGAAGAGCAGCCAAUCAAUACCAUUUAUCCCGAAGAAUCACCGGACGGCAAAGUUUCCAUGAACUGCAGGGCUCGAGCAAGCCCCUUCCCUAUCUACAAAUGGAAAAUGAAUAACUGGGACAUUGACCUGACAAGUGAUCGCUACAGUAUGGUAGGAGGCAACCUUGUUAUCAAUAACCCUGACAAAUUGAAGGACAGCGGAAAAUAUGUUUGUUUAGCUUCGAAUACCUUUGGAAUGGUGCGAAGCAUUGAAGCCUUACUGAGUUUUGGAUAUCUUGAUCCUUUUCCACCAGAGGAGCGCACUGAGGUCAAAGUGAAGGAGGGAAUUGGACUGGUGCUUCUGUGUGAUCCCCCUUAUCAUUUUCCAGAUGACCUAAGUUAUCGUUGGCUCUUAAAUGAGUUUCCAGUAUUCAUCACUAUGGACAAACGGCGAUUUGUGUCUCAGACUAAUGGCAAUCUCUAUAUUGCGAACGUAGAAGCAUCUGAUAGAGGCAAUUACUCAUGCUUUGUAUCUAGUCCGUCAAUUACAAAGAGCGUAUUCAGCAAAUUUAUACCACUCAUUCCCCUAUCAGACCGCACCACAAAAGGAUAUCCUGCUGAUAUCAAAGUUCAGUUCAAGGACACGUCUGCAUUGGUGGGGCAAAAUGUGACGUUAGAAUGCUUUGCACUUGGAAACCCCGUCCCUGAGAUCCGAUGGCGGAAGGUACUUGAACCCAUGCCGGGCUCAGCUGAGAUCAGUAUGUCUGGCUCUGUUCUCAAGAUCUUCAAUAUUCAGCUUGAAGAUGAAGGAACAUAUGAAUGUGAAGCAGAGAACAGUAAAGGAAAAGAUAAGCAUCAGGCAAGAAUUUAUGUCCAAGCAUAUCCUGAAUGGGUUGAAUAUAUCAACGACACGGAGAGAGAUAUAGGCAGUGACCUCUACUGGCCUUGUGUAGCUACAGGCAAGCCCAUUCCUACAAUCAGAUGGUUGAAAAAUGGAUUCCCAUACCAGAAAGGUGAACUGAGAAUAUAUGGCCUGACCUUUGAUCAUGCUGGAAUGUAUCAGUGCAUUGCAGAAAAUACUCAUGGAGCCAUUUAUGCAAAUGCUGAGCUGAAGAUUCUAGCCUUGCCUCCCACAUUUGAACUGAAUCCUAUGAAGAAGAAGUUCUUGGCUGCAAAAGGAGGCCGCGUUUUAAUGGAAUGCAAGCCAAAAGCUGCACCCAAAGCUAAGUUCUCAUGGAGCAAAGGAACAGAAUGGCUUGUCAAUAGCAGUCGGAUAUCUAUUUGGGAGGAUGGUAGUCUGGAAAUCAGAAAUAUCACAAGAAUGGAUGGAGGCACUUACACGUGUUUUGCAGAAAACAAUCGAGGAAAAGCUAACAGCUCUGCAACUCUUUCAAUCACUGAUGCUACGAGGAUUAUUUUAGCACCUGCUAACGCUGACGUCAUUGUGGGAGAGAAUGCUACAAUGCAGUGCUAUGCAUCACACGAUCCUGUUCUAGAUCUCACAUUCAUUUGGGCCCUAAAUGGCUAUGUGAUAGAUUUUAACAGAGAACAGAGACACUACAUGCGGAAUUUCAUGAUAGAUGCCAAUGGUGAAUUGAUCAUUAAAAAUGCACAGCUGAAACAUGCUGGAAGAUACACCUGUACCGCACAGACGAUUGUUGACAAUUCCUCAGCAUCGGCUGACCUUGUCGUGCGAGGUCCUCCAGGCCCACCAGGGGGUGUGAGAAUAGAUGACGUGAGAGAUACUUCAGUAGCGCUUACAUGGAGCCGUGGAACAGACAAUCACAGCCCUAUUUCUAAAUACUCCAUCCAGUCCAGGACCAUUCUUUCCGAUGAUUGGAAAGAUGCUAAAACAGAGCCUCCAAAUAUUGAAGGAAACAUGGAAGCAGCACGAGUGGUAGAUUUAAUCCCAUGGAUGGAGUAUGAAUUCCGCAUAAUAGCAACCAACACACUGGGAAUAGGAGAGCCCAGUACACCGUCCAACAAAAUUAAAACAGAAGGUGCCGCACCUACCGUGGCUCCUUCCGAUGUUGGAGGAGGAGGUGGAAGCAAUCGGGAAUUGACCAUAACAUGGGUGCCUUUGUCAAGAGAGUACCAUUAUGGCAGUAAUUUUGGUUACGUGGUGGCUUUCAAGCCUUUUGGCGGAAAGGAGUGGAAAAAAGUGACGGUUACUAACCCAGACGCCAGUCGGUACGUCCACAAAGAUGAGAUGAUGUCUCCUUCCACGGAGUUCCAAGUGAAAGUCAAAGCCUUCAACAACAAAGGGGAUGGUCCAUUUAGCCUGACAGCAGUCAUUUACUCCGCACAGGAUGCUCCUAAUGAAGCCCCAACAGAAGUGGGUGUAAAAGUCUUAUCAUCUUCUGAGGCCUCUGUUUCUUGGAAACACGUUCUUGAGAAAUCUGUGGAAGGCUAUAUGGUCCGGUACUGGGCCAGUCAAGACAGAGAGGAUGCUGCUCAGAGAGUGCAAGUCACAAGUCAGGACUAUUCCGCGAAACUGGAAAACCUGCUGCCCAACACACAGUACAGCAUCGAGGUUUGUGCCUACAAUAGCGCAGGCUAUGGGCCACCCAGCGAGAUGAUUGAGGCCGUCACGAAGAAAGCACCUCCCAGCCAGCCUCCGAGAAUUAUCAGUUCCAUAAGGUCUGGUUCACGCUACAUCAUCACCUGGGAUCAUGUUAUAUCUCUGUCAAACGAAUCUGCCGUACAAGGAUACAAGGUACUCUACAGACCCGAUGGACAACAUGAUGGCACCUUGAUUUCAACUGGUUCACAUUCAAUAGAGGUCCCAAUCCCCAGGGAUGGACAAUAUGUCGUGGAGAUUCGAGCACACAGUGAAGGAGGAGAUGGAGUGGUAUCUCAAAUUAAGAUUUCAGGUGCAACCGGAAUAUCACCUAGUCUUCUUGGCUUAUUGCUGCCUGCCUUUGGCAUCCUUGUCUACUUGGAAUUCUGAAUGUAGUUGGAUUAUUCUCAGCCCAGUGCAAAGAACUCUCUUCAAAGCUGAGGACCGCGAUUCUUUUCUGACUCCUAUGGCACCAUCCUAAGCCAAAAAAAUUACCCUUUAAACUAGCUAUCCAACUGAUUUACAAUGAACUCUUAAGAGGAUUGAGGCAUCCAGGAACCCCUUCAUUGAAUGAAUCAUCUUUGGAACAUAGACAAAAUGAUUUUUAACUUGUUCCAGUAUGCCUUAUAAAACACUUAUGCUGAUCUUUGAUGGUUGCAUGAUUCGAUCCAAUGGGGCAAGUUACAGUGUUAAAAUCCAAUAAUAUAGGCUGUACAGUGAGAGUAAAUUCACCAUACAUAGGUGCUUUACCUUUAAUAACAAAUUGUGAAAUAUACUAGAGAUUGAAACGUUGAUUGUAAGUGAUAAAUGUAAGAGUAACUCCGUUCGUCUGUACUAUCCUAUACGUUUUGUGUCCUGCAUACUUCUGAAUGACCCCUGUCAUUCGUGAGACUUCUGGAUUUUAGAGGUACAGUCAAAGCAAAAACUUUCACUUGAGUUUUUUUAGAGCUUUAUUUGAAACAGCAAAUGAAUAUUUGGCUCAUUCAAGUCAAGUUCAGCUAUGGGGACUGCCAUAGUUUUGGGUUUUUGUAUUUAAAAUCAAAUUUGAAUGACGGUGAAUUUCAAGGUGAAUGUAAUUAGAACAUGCUAAAAUGGGCUCUAAUUUCCAACAGCGUGUUCUAUCAAGAUUUCUUUUUUCUCAAUUGCAAGUACAUUUUGGUCAGAGUGACAUUUUGUCAUACUACUGUCAACAUAUAGCAUACAAAUGUUUCAUCUAUUUUAUUCUACUCAGAAGUUGUUUUUAUGAUAGAAUUGUAUCUAUCACCAAUUUUAAACUUAACAGAUUCCAACUUUUACCUGAAGAGAUGUCACAUGAUUUUUUCAUUCAGACUUUAGAAAUAAUAAAUUCUGAAUAGUAGUGUGCUUCCAUUCAUUCUGUAGAUGUGACAUUGGGAGACAAAUGAGGAUUUAACAAAUCAAAAGGAAAAUGCAGUGAUAUCAGACUAACCUGAUAGUAUUUUAGUAGUUCCUUUUCAUGAUUCCUACACAAAGUAUAGGCCUUUCUUUAGUCAAGGCAGGAAGUUCAGGAAAUGAUCUGAAGGUUUGACAGAACUGCGGAAGUCCUCAUUCACUAAUGAAACCAUUAAAACCAUUUAUCAUCUCAAAGCAAUACUGAAGACUAAGGAGGGAUCAACAUUUCAACAUGCCAACAAUUGUGUUUUGAAGAGUAUGCAAAACGGAAAAUCUAGUAGGAAAUUAAUAAUGUUUGUGCCUUGACUGUAUCUGGCAGGAUUCAGCUUUUUAGGUUAUUUUUUUUCUUUUCCUCUUAAUUAUAAACAAAACGAGAUCAAACCCCAUUCAUUCCUUCAUUCUCCAUGCGUGCUCAGGAUUUAGUGUGGAUGUGGAAGAAAUACAAUGAGGAAUCAUCCAGCUCAAGUAAUAGUGCAAUGUCUGAUGCUUCAAGAACUAUAAGCUUUGAAUCAUUUUAUUAGCACAACCUUCCUAGCUAAUUAAAGAUAGAAUUUAUCUUUCUAGAAUGGAUACUGUAGAAGUCCAUGAUAUUUACAGGAAGCAAGAAUAUAUUACUAGUUUGCACCAUUUUCUUUCAUUUGUAUCAUUUUUGUACUGUAUAUUUACAUAUAAAUGUUUAGAGUCAGCAGUAUGAUAAACCCCAAUAAUACCAUUCAUUUAAUUUUAACUUGUUAUUAAAAAAACUUUUUUAAAUAAAUGAAAUGAGUAAUUUCCCAAUGGAGGAAUGGCCAAGGUCUUAAAAUCACUGUUGAAUUUCAUAAAAUGUAUAAUUACUUGGAAAAGAAACAAAAUAAGUUCAUACUUAGAGACACUAAUACUCUGAGAGCCUUCUGUACAAAAGUUUUUUUUGGAUUUGUUUUACUUUGGGGUUUCUUUUUGCAGUGUGACCCAUGUUGGGAAUUUUUAUAUAAUCAACUACUAAUUAACUGUCUGCCAAAUGCAUGCAUGUCUUUUACUUUUCUAAUACAUGGUAAUAAGGGUCAAAACUGGUUAGUUUCUGCAUGAGAUGAUUCCCGAAAGGGAAAACUAAGAAUUUUUUCGGUGGUUCUGUUGUUUUGUUUGUUUCUUUGUUUUUGUGGGUUGGGGGGCAGGGGUAUUGUGUGUAGGGUUUUUUGUUUUGUUUUGUGUUUGUUUUUUGUUUUUUUUUUAAUCUGUGGCAUAGAUGACCUAGGUUACAGAAUUUCAUAGAUUGAUCGUGUAACCAGCUGCUCAUUGCUUCAUUAAAUUGUACGAUUUUGACCAGAACCUUCAGUUUCAAACUGAUGUCAAAAGACUAAUGUAACAUUGCUUAAGAUGCAAGGUUCUUAAUUAAAGUUUAUAUAGAGAUAGACACAUUUGUUGUUUCUUUGUAUUUCAGAAAAGGUGAUAUUAGUAGUUUUAUUUGAUACUGAUGAAAUUUGGAUUGAUUUUCUUAGUUAUUUUUAUGAGUUUUUUUUCAAUGGAGUAGACUAGGACUGUGCUUUGUCCUUUUUAUGAAUGAAAAUAAAUUAUAAUGAAUAAAUGUAUAACUGUUACCCAAGAA
Molecule: messenger RNA, 6146 nt
Organism: Tachyglossus aculeatus (Australian echidna)
Lineage: Eukaryota; Metazoa; Chordata; Mammalia; Monotremata; Tachyglossidae
Gene: CNTN1
Product: contactin 1
Exons: 24
Coding region: 479-3544 (1021 amino acids)
Biological process (GO): cell-cell adhesion; brain development
Molecular function (GO): cell-cell adhesion mediator activity
Source: RefSeq, a predicted model, not a curated record